CUCUCUGCCGGAUGGGUCAUGGAAUUCUAAACAUGAGGCAGAUAGCUGAUCAGCUUCCUUGGAUUUUGCUGAUGACCCCGGAGAGUUUUGCCUGAAGAUGGAAACACUGGAGUCGGAGCUGACCUGCCCUAUUUGUCUGGAGCUCUUUGAGGACCCUCUCCUGCUGCCCUGCGCACAUAGCCUCUGCUUCAACUGUGCACACCGCAUCCUGGUCUCUCACUGUGCCACCAACGAGCCUGUGGAGUCCAUCAGCGCCUUCCAGUGCCCCACUUGCCGGCAUGUCAUCACACUCAGCCAGCGAGGUCUAGACGGGCUCAAGCGCAACGUCACUCUACAGAACAUCAUUGACAGGUUUCAGAAAGCGUCUGUAAGCGGGCCCAAUUCUCCCAGUGAGACCCGCAGGGAGCGGGCUGUUGACGCCAACACAAUGUCCUCUGCCGAGAAGGUUCUUUGCCAGUUCUGUGACCAGGAUCCUGCCCAGGAUGCUGUGAAGACCUGUGUCACUUGUGAAGUGUCCUACUGCGAUGAGUGCCUGAAAGCCACUCACCCGAACAAGAAGCCCUUUACAGGCCAUCGUCUGAUUGAGCCAAUCCCAGACUCGCACAUCCGGGGGCUGAUGUGCCUGGAGCAUGAGGAUGAGAAGGUGAAUAUGUACUGUGUGACCGAUGACCAGUUAAUCUGUGCCUUGUGUAAACUGGUUGGGCGGCACCGCGAUCAUCAGGUGGCAGCUUUGAGUGAGCGCUAUGACAAACUGAAGCAAAAUUUGGAGAGUAAUCUCACCAACCUUAUUAAGAGGAACACAGAACUGGAGACUCUUUUGGCUAAACUUAUCCAAACCUGUCAACAUGUUGAAGUCAAUGCAUCACGUCAAGAAGCCAAAUUGACAGAAGAAUGUGAUCUUCUCAUUGAAAUUAUUCAGCAAAGACGGCAGAUUAUUGGAACAAAGAUUAAAGAAGGCAAGGUGAUGAGACUCCGCAAACUAGCUCAGCAGAUUGCAAACUGUAAACAGUGCAUUGAAAGGUCUGCAUCACUCAUUUCCCAAGCAGAACACUCUCUGAAGGAGAAUGACCAUGCGCGUUUUCUACAGACAGCAAAGAAUAUCACUGAGAGAGUCUCCAUGGCAACUGCAUCCUCCCAGGUACUAAUUCCUGAAAUCAACCUCAAUGACACAUUUGACACCUUUGCCUUAGAUUUUUCUCGGGAGAAAAAACUGCUAGAAUGUCUGGAUUACCUUACAGCUCCUAACCCUCCUACAAUUAGAGAAGAGCUUUGCACAGCUUCCUAUGACACCAUCACCGUUCACUGGACUUCAGAUGAUGAGUUCAGUGUGGUCUCCUAUGAACUCCAGUACACCAUAUUCACUGGACAAGCCAAUGUUGUUAGUCUGUGUAACUCAGCUGAUAGCUGGAUGAUUGUGCCCAACAUCAAGCAGAACCACUACACUGUGCAUGGCCUACAAAGUGGCACCAAGUAUAUCUUCAUGGUCAAGGCCAUCAACCAGGCAGGCAGCCGCAGCAGUGAGCCUGGGAAGUUGAAGACAAACAGUCAGCCAUUUAAACUGGAUCCCAAAUCUGCUCAUCGAAAACUGAAGGUGUCCCAUGAUAACCUUACUGUAGAACGUGAUGAGUCAUCAUCCAAAAAGAGUCACACACCGGAACGCUUCACUAGCCAAGGAAGCUAUGGAGUAGCUGGAAAUGUGUUCAUUGAUAGUGGCCGGCAUUACUGGGAAGUGGUCAUAAGCGGAAGCACAUGGUAUGCCAUUGGCCUUGCAUACAAAUCGGCACCAAAACAUGAAUGGAUCGGGAAGAAUUCUGCUUCCUGGGCCCUCUGCCGCUGCAACAAUAACUGGGUGGUGAGGCAUAACAGCAAGGAAAUCCCAAUCGAGCCAGCCCCCCACCUCCGGCGUGUAGGCAUCCUGCUGGACUAUGAUAAUGGCUCCAUCGCUUUUUAUGAUGCUUUGAACUCCAUCCACCUCUACACCUUCGAUGUGGCGCUUACACAGCCUGUAUGCCCCACUUUUACUGUGUGGAACAAGUGUUUGACGAUUAUAACCGGUCUUCCCAUCCCAGACCAUUUGGACUGUGCAGAACAGCUACCUUGAACAUCCAGUUCCACAGCAGCACUGAAGAAUAACAAAGAUUGAGGCCAUUGUAUAGGGGGUUGAGAAAACUAAGGCUUCAAGAGUGUGAUGAACUAUCCUCCAAGUCAUCCAGAAACAAACCCAGAUAGGGCUCCAAAUAGGAGAUUUCCUUCCUUUUACUGUGUUUUUAUUAAGUACUGGCUUUAAUAAUUUCUUUAUAUUUUUUUUUGUAUUUAGAGGAAAAUCUACAGAUUAUUUAUAAAAGAAGCAUAGUCUGAAUUACAGCUCUUAGGGAUCACUUGACUUUGCCCAUUAAGAGGCCCAUAAGUUUACCAGCUUUUUACCAGUUUCAUUUCAUCAAUCUAUGGCCUUGCUUUCUCCAUUUGCAUAUUUGUGUGUUUAUUCACUUUCUUACAUUCUAUUCUAUACUAGGCCAUGUUAGGUCCUGUUACCUAGAAUAACCGAAUAUGCAGCUAAAGUAAAAGUCACUUUGAACCUAGUAACGAAGUAAACAGGCUUCCUUAUUUUGGUUUAAGUUGAGAUAUUUUAACUGUGAUGUCAGAAACUUGUAUUGGAUCAAACAGAAUGGGAAACAAGGGAGACAGAAAGAACUCACUUUGGGCCUCAAGUUUAUCCAUGACUUGUGGGAUGAUUUGGGGAAGAUAAAAGGAUUCUUAAACCUUUAGUCUAUAUUUUCCCAGUUCUCAAAGGCUGAAACUUUUGGGCUAAUAUCAUGAAUGAUAUUACAACUGAAUAUUGUCAUUUUGAAUUCUACAGAUGAUUUAAGAAUUCAUGUUGAUUUGAGUUUUAUCAAAAGUAGAAUUCUGUUUUAGGGUAUAAAACAGUUACACCUUUCCUCUUACCAGUUAUUUUAGGCCAGUAAAAAUUUUUCACUACAUUUAAUAGGUACCCUAUUUUACCCUUCCACAGAUCUUUUUUUUUCUCUCUCUGGGUCUACAGAAAUUAAAAUGGCUUGUCAACAAACAGCAAUCCAACUUUCAACUGAUUUUGUUCUCUGGAACACCAGCAUACGGCCUUGAACACUACCAUGUCCAAAUAUAAGUCAUCAAAAACACUGUUUAUGAGUAAUGAUAAGACACAUAGCACAAGUACUACUUACUAGCACACAUGCCCCUAAAGUUACAGUCUUUUAGUAAGCACAUUUUGAAAGAUGUAGACCUCCUUGUAUAUUCUAGUAUAGUUUAUCAUAGAGUUGUAAGAAAAAAAAAUUUAAAUUUAUUGUUCCUACAGAGGAAUCUGCUAAUAGAACCUACUAAUCAAAUUUCACAUAGAAUUUUUUUCAUGCUGACCUGAUAUAUUGUAAUGGUCUCUGAAUUAAGACUUUCUUAGGUGAGCUUUGGCACAGGGCAUUGGCAUGGGUUCAUCUUGACAAAGGAAAUGACUUGUAUAAAUAUUUGCUAAAAUAUUUAUCUGGGCCCCCAUGUCAGUCAUACAGCCAUUGACUGAAAAUACUGCUAGAUUGAGGCAUUGGUUUUAGUGAUUUUGUUUCUAAUCAAAUCAGCCAUUUGCAGAAAUAAUUCAAUACACUCUCCUUUUAACCAUGACAUGGUCACAAUUGAUGUGCAAGCCAAUCUGGACUUUGUAGAAGACAAAGCCAGUUUCCUAUGUCUUUCUGUCCCUUCCCUGGCAGAUGCUGUCCUUUUUCUUAAUGGAUAGAUUUUAUAUAUUUACUAUAUUAUUUAUACCCAGAUGACUAUUUUAAUAGCAACCUAAGACAGUUUCACUUCUUAAAAUUGGACACCUCAGUGGAAAAACUUUCAUCUUUCUCUAGCAACUUAUUAGGACUUUUUGACAGUAUAAAAAUGUGUGUUUGCCUUCCCUGAAUAAACCGGAAAGGUUGUCUCAGUCAUUUUUAUGUAAAUUUCGGGUAACUGGAUAAUAGAUAUUUUAAUGCUCUUUGUACACUUACAUGUUCUAAGUAAAAGGGUCUAAAAGUCAAAUUCUGAGUUUUUAAAAACUCAUGGUAUCCAGGUAACAAUAAAUGCUACAGUUUGCCUUAUGAUGCUAACAUAAAGCAUUUACGAGCAGGACACUAUUUCCAUGAAUAUGUUUUUCAGUAUAAAGAUGUUACUACUUAGAUUUUCACUGCAAGCUGUUGAGGGUGUGUUUUUGGCUAUUUUUGUAAGGACAAGACAGAUUACGUUAUAAUUUUGUUUGCAAGUCUUACUCUUAGCUAACUUAAAAACAUUGUGGAUUUACCAGUUACUAUUUCCAAGUUUUCAUAUUUACAGAAAAUAUGUAUGUGAUGAAAGACCACAGUGUUUAAUUGCUGUAAUGACGUAGAAGAGAUUUCCAUGUCGAUUUUUUUAACUCUAAAAAUACAUGAUGUAGAUUGCUGCAGUAUAACUCUGCAUUUCCUUUAAAUGGACUGGGGACACUCACAGGAAGCAUUUCCGUAGAGGGGUAAAAAGAGAUGGCAGAGUGCCAAUUAAAUUAGUACAACAGAACUGAUGAGAUGCCAACAAAGGCUGUAAAGGCUUAGUUAGCAUCAUGUGUAUGUGAAUGACUCAGCUGCCAAGAACCCUGAACGCAGAAAGGUAUCAUGCUUCACUUUUCACUGUCACAAAAUUCUUAGUGCUUUUUGAACAUGACGCCAUCAUUUUCACUUUGCCCUGGGAUUUGUACAAUAUGCAUACUCGCAUAUUAUGUACCUAGUCCUUGGAACAGGACUCCAAACAUGGUACUGCUCUUCCUAAUGGAUAAAGAGAAACACAGAUCUAAUGUUGAACGUUGCUUGUUGAAACUUGCUUUAGAUUCAUAUUAUUCAAGUAUGAAUCUAAAUGAUGGAUAAGAUGAGGGUGGAUGUAGGGUGAAGAUUUCCUCUCCAACUUUUGAAGAAAGUGACUUCAGAAAGUGACUGCAUCGAUAAUGGUUUUGGUGGGGGGUGGAAAGGAAAUUGAACAUGGACAGACUCUAUUAUGGUACUGAUAUAUGGAACUUGAACUUCCUAAGGGAUGAGCCAGUGUUCUCCACUCAAGAUGGAUUUCUAUCUCAGCUUGAGAAGCACAUACAAAUGUCUGAAGAGUCAUGUGCCUGUCUGUUCAGUUCAUCUGGUGUUGGAGAGCUGACAUCUGGUCUCUCUUGGUAAAACAUCAAUGGCAUGCAGAAACAAUGACACUAGCAAGAGAAAUGUUUUGAAAAUCGUGCUUCUCGUCCAGGUCUUGAUUUUAUUACCAAGGAAGACAUUUGGCCAUAUCUGGAGUCAAUUUUGGUAGUCACAACUUGGAGACAUGUUGCUUCUGGCAUCUGGUGCGUACAAGUCAGAGAUGGCAUUAAACAUCGUACAGUGCACAGCGAAACUCCUCACCAAAAAUUUUGUCUGACUCAAGAUGUCAGCUAUGUCCUAGUUUAGCCACGCUUGAAUGAUUGCAUUUCUUCUGGAACACAAAAAAAAAAAAAAAAAAAAAAAAAAAAAGAUGCAGCCAUCUAUACUUUCACAGGAGUGGCACCGUCAUUCUCAAAAUUAUUCACAAAAUACUUGCAGAAAAUCUGAAUUCUAAAGCAACCCAAGACUGUGUGAAUACAAAUUAUUGAAAGAAGUGUUGUAAUCCUAUGAUCUUGGUGUAGAAAUGAGGUUUUCUGUAUGUCUCCUUGUACCAGCACAAAUUCAAUCCUGGUACCUGAGUCAACUGCCACACCCCUCAAUCCAGAAUCUCUUCUUGAUUUCUGUUGCUUCCUUGUUCAAAAUAAAAUCCUUUG
Molecule: messenger RNA, 5800 nt
Organism: Psammomys obesus (fat sand rat)
Lineage: Eukaryota; Metazoa; Chordata; Mammalia; Rodentia; Muridae
Gene: Mid1
Product: midline 1
Exons: 10
Coding region: 98-2101 (667 amino acids)
Molecular function (GO): protein binding; zinc ion binding
Source: RefSeq, a predicted model, not a curated record